This is a messenger RNA of Cheilinus undulatus (humphead wrasse), 660 nucleotides long. It is a transcript of the gene lhfpl5b, whose product is annotated as LHFPL tetraspan subfamily member 5b. NCBI's taxonomy places the organism in Eukaryota, Metazoa, Chordata, Actinopteri, Labriformes, Labridae. The transcript has 2 exons. Gene Ontology annotation, cellular component: plasma membrane. The record is from RefSeq and is a predicted model, not a curated record. Bases 4 to 660 code for a protein of 218 amino acids. Gene Ontology annotation, biological process: sensory perception of sound; detection of mechanical stimulus involved in sensory perception.
CACAUGGACCUGCUCCCGGCUCAGGAAGCUGCUAAAAUCUACCACACCAACUAUGUGAGAAACUCGCGCGCCAUUGGCGUCAUGUGGGCCGUGUUCACCAUCUGCUUCGUCAUCAUCACCGUGGUCGUCUUCAUCCAGCCUUUCUGGAUCGGGGACAGUGUCAACACCCCGCAGGCCGGAUACUUCGGCCUCUUCCACUACUGCAUCGGGAACGCGCUCACCUCGGAGCUCACCUGUAAGGGCAGCGUGUUUGACUUCAACUCCAUCCCCUCCCCGGCCUUCAGGACCGCCAUGUUCUUUGUGGGGACCUCCAUGCUUCUCAUUGUGGGCACCAUGGUCUGCUUCAGUCUCUUCUUCUUCUGCAACGCCGGAAACGUGUACCGGAUCUGCGCCUGGAUGCAGCUGGCUGCAGCUGUGUUGAUGACGAUGGGUUGUAUGAUCUACCCAGACGGCUGGGAUGCUGAGGAGGUGAAGAGGAUGUGUGGACAGAGGACUGACAAGUACAGUUUGGGGAACUGCACAGUGCGCUGGGCCUACAUCCUCGCCAUCAUCAGCAUCCUGGACUCACUCCUCCUGGCCUUUUUGUCAUUCACACUCGGCAGCCGGCAGGACAAACUGCUGCCAGACGAUUUCGAGGUGGAGGGAGCAGGUAAGAUCUAA